CUUAAUUUUCGAAACUGCGUUUCGAAAAUUUCGCGUUGUUUUUGUUUUAUUUCUCAUGUUUCUGUUUUGUUAUUGUUUGGCUUUUUGCUGAUUGGCAGAUUUUAGCGGAGAGUUCCUUACUUUCUUGGGAGAACUGGGUGGUUGUGGAUCGUUGUGUUGUGUUUUUGUUAAGAAUCCCAAAGUCUGGAGAGGAAUGGCGGAGAACCUGAAGAUCUGUGAAAUCGAUCCUGAUCUGAAGAAAAAGCUGAAAGAUUUUCGGUUCCGCAAGGAGAAGAACAACGCGGCGCUGAUCAUGAAGAUCAGUAAGGAGGCGCGACUGAUCGAGUGCGAAGAAGAGCUGGCCGACUGCCAGCCGGAAGACGUGCGCGACGCCCUGCCCGAGCGCAAUCCCCGGUUCUUCUGCUACAGCUUCCGGCGCGAGCACGCGGACGGCCGCGUCUCCUACCCGCUGUGCUUCGUCUUCAGCUCGCCCCUCGACUGCAAGCCGGAGCUGAACAUGCUGUACGCCGGCUCCAAGACGGCCCUCAUCAACGAGCUCCACCUCACCAAGACCUUCGAGCUGCGCGAAGUGCACGACUUCACCCAGGAGUGGCUGCUCGAGCAGCUCUCCCGCUACUGACCACGACAGAGCAGGCAGUCGGUCGGCAAUGACAUGACAGUACAUCGCACUGCAUUGGCCGGUACGAUGCCAUUCACUACUCCUUCCACAACGCCAGUCACAACAAUUCCCCACGCAUUUCCCUUUCCCUCUCUCAACACACACCAAUAGAAGUAGUGAUAGUGAUUUGCUUGUUGAUUUCUUAUGCAUGCCGUUUCUGCUCUCUUUCACACACUCCACAACUCCAACACUUUCCAUUCCUAGACCUUUUUUUUAAUUAUUUUGUAAUAAUGUUAUCCAAAUUUUAUUUAU
Paramacrobiotus metropolitanus is the source of this 910-nucleotide messenger RNA. RefSeq names its product glia maturation factor gamma-like. The record is from RefSeq and is a predicted model, not a curated record. The transcript is spliced from 8 exons. Gene Ontology annotation, cellular component: actin cortical patch. Gene Ontology annotation, molecular function: actin binding; Arp2/3 complex binding. Gene Ontology annotation, biological process: actin filament debranching; negative regulation of Arp2/3 complex-mediated actin nucleation. Lineage: Eukaryota; Metazoa; Tardigrada; Eutardigrada; Parachela; Macrobiotidae. Bases 194 to 619 code for a protein of 141 amino acids.